Messenger RNA from Drepanopeziza brunnea f. sp. 'multigermtubi' MB_m1, 354 nucleotides. The record is from RefSeq and is a predicted model, not a curated record. NCBI's taxonomy places the organism in Eukaryota, Fungi, Ascomycota, Leotiomycetes, Helotiales, Drepanopezizaceae.
AUGCAACUCACUACCUUUGCCGCCGGUCUCCUCGCCCUCGUCCCCUGCGUCGUAGCAAUGAAGCAACAGGAAGGUUUAUACUGCAACUAUGGCUGGUCUAACCCUGACGCCAAAUGCUGCAUUACAUUCGGACUUAGUGAGGCCCCAUACGACAAUCUUCGGAAGGGUUGUUCAAUCCCACAAGGACAAACCUUCAUAUGUGAGGGUAACAACGGCAGCCCUGUUGGUGUUGGCAGAUGCGUAAGACAACUCCUUUCUAUUUCCAAUUAUGAUCUUAAGGGAAGAAAACUGACUGAUGAUAGUGCCCUUGAUCGGACAACAUUGGACAAGAGCUACAAGUUUGAUGAGACUUGA